CUGAAUCGCCCUACAAACUCGCCAAAGGCUAGCCAAAGGCUAAAAGGGCCGCCUAAAACGAGGCGGCAUUCACAUGUAUCUUUUUCUAACGGUUCUCAUGGCGUAGAUACUUUGGGGGGCCGUGCCAUACCGCUGGGUCCGGUUGUCGGCGCCACACUAUUACACGCUUACAACCGCCCUGGCGGUCAAUUAGCUUUUUCUCUGACGACAGUGACGUUUUCUUCUUUUUCUUCCCUUUCCAACGUUUCUAGAACAAAGUUCCCCUUCUAUCCUUCGUUUGAUUCUUUUAUAAACCGAGACUCGAAGUCAGUCAGUCACAAUGACACAGUCGUCGCCGCUGCUCACCGUGCCCGUCGAGAUCCGCUACAUGGUCUACCAGUACCUUCUCGACGCUGGAAAAGAGCGCCGAAUCACAAUCCAGAAUAAACCAGGUCUACCGCUCUCCCGCAACUUCGACCACUUUGGCAACAAGCGCCGCACGCCGUACUAUGUCCAGGGCAAGGCCAUGGACCGGCGCGUCUACGAGACAACCUACGCCCUUGCCGACGAUACGGACGUCCAGAUACAUCCAGCCAUUCUCGCCGUCAACAGAAAACUGCGCCGCGAAGCCUCCGAGUAUCUCUACGGCCGCCACUCGUUCCACUUCGGCGACCACAUCGAGGCCGUGGCGCCGUUCCUGCGCGACAUGACCUCCCCGACACUCGACUUGCUCAAGGAAAUCACAAUACGCAAACGAGCGCCCCUGCGCGGGCUUGAGACGGAUAGCUCGUCGUGGCUGAAUAUCUGCAAGCUCAUCUCGACGCUGCCGCGACUGCGUAAGCUACGUUUGAUUGUGGAGGGUGGAUGUCCCACGCGGCCGUGGGACGGACCCCAGAUGCUCAAUGUGUCGGAUAUCAAGCUGCUGCAUGCGACGAGGCACGAGUGUCUAGAUUGGGUGACGGGAUUGGGGCUACUGAGGAGUGUUGAAGAGGUUGAGAUUUGCGCAGAGCUCGGGUUCAUGAUGGAGCCGACGACGUCGCCGGCGCUUAUCUAUGCGGCGCUGUCGGCGUCGAUAGAGACGACGCUGGUGGAGUAUUUGAGAGUUGAGAUGGGUAUUUCGGCAACGGCUGGAGGCGAGUAGUGUAUAUGUGAUGAAGGGAUUGAAUUAUGACUUGACGAAUCUGUAAGAGAGCGCUGGCUGUUGCGCUGUUUGGAAUGAGCAUCCUUAGUCGCGCUUGACGAACGUUUUUUGCGUUUGGAGUAUUAUUGGUUAUUGUAGUUGGAAUCAUGUAGAUAGAGCUAGUACAGGGUGUAGUAAAAUAUAAAUAAUCACGCCUGAUGUCAUUCUGUUAGUAGCAACAUGUUGUUUGUAGGAUGCGCCCCCAUUGGAGGCAAUUGCACCCAGGGGAGGCGGAAAGCAUCAAUUCAACUGAUUUUCAGUAGCCUUCCAUUAACAAGGCAAUACAUUUUGAGAAUAAAAAGCAAUCAUUCCUGUCGGAGAAUAUUCCUGUCGGGUU
This is a messenger RNA of [Torrubiella] hemipterigena, 1496 nucleotides long. The record is from the annotation of a GenBank genome assembly. NCBI's taxonomy places the organism in Eukaryota, Fungi, Ascomycota, Sordariomycetes, Hypocreales, Clavicipitaceae.